Cheilinus undulatus (humphead wrasse) is the source of this 6261-nucleotide messenger RNA. RefSeq lists its product as uncharacterized. The transcript is spliced from 6 exons. The coding region runs from base 1 to 987 and encodes 328 amino acids. The record is from RefSeq and is a predicted model, not a curated record. Lineage: Eukaryota; Metazoa; Chordata; Actinopteri; Labriformes; Labridae.
AUGGACUCCUUCGUGGUUGUUGCUCUGUUUCUACUCUCAUCAUGUGAAGCCCAAGAGACUCCUGUGUUUAAGCGAACAGGAAUGGAUUUACUCCUGGAUGUAAAGGAAGUUACCCUAGAAGAAGGACACGAUUUAACAUGGCUUUUUAAUGGCAGAACUACUAUUGGAAGACUAUUUCAUGGUGGUAAACCAAUAAUUUUGGGGAGUUAUAAAUCAAGAGCUGAAUUUUUUGAACAAAAUCACUCUCUGCUGUUGAAGAAUGUUCAGCUGAGUGACAGUGGAGUUUACACAGCACGUGUUAACGGUGACAAUGUCACUGAUGUAGCCAAAUACAAACUCACAGUUCAGGAUCCAGUGUCUAGAGUAGAACUGAUGGUGAAAUCCUGCAGCUCAGACUGGUCUAACCUCACAGUGAUCUGCAGAACUCUGGACUCUCUCAUCAGCAGCACGUUCACAUGUAAAAACCAAACCUGCUCUCACGACAGAGGAGAGGGAACCACACCUGGUGCUUCUCUGGAUGUCUACCUGGAGAAUGGCUCAGUCAUCUGUAACCAUAGCAACCAGGUCAGCUCAGAAGAGGAUGCCAGAAAGAUUGAAGAUCUUUGUAGAAGGACUUCUGAACAUCACAACCAGAUCCAUGAAGCAACUCUCACUCCCAUCCUUCUUGCCAUUGUCCUCGUCCCUCUGGCUGGAGUAAUUGUUGGAGCAUUACUUUAUCAACAGUGGAAAAGAAAACAGCAUCCAGAAGAAAUGGAAAAUACGGUUUAUGCAGAUCCUGAGGCUCUGAAUACAGGCCUGCCCAUGGAGAAGAGACCAACAAAUGAUGCCUCAGCUGAUCCUCCACCCACCAUCUACUCCCUUUUAGGGCCUGUCACAGGACCCACAGAGCCCACAGGCCCCACGAGCCAAGAAGCACCCACUCAGAUCAGAGUCAACACUCAGCCAGAAAGCCUGUACGCUACAGUUGAAAAACCUGCAAAGUCUUGAACCAAUUCUGCACAAAUUCUGUUCCACACACUGCAGUUUCAGAAAACGAAGACGUCUGGCUGCAAUUUCCUUUGCCGUCCGCUGAUCAUUGUUGACUCUGAUGAGUCUCUUGAGUCCUGUCAGUGAUGCUGUAAGCAAAUUCAUGCAAGCCAACCUGUGCCCAAGCAUGCUUGAACACCAAAAUCCAGCUUGUUUGACCAGUUUGAAUGCAACAUACCAUGCUGAAGCAUGGAUGACCUCCUUGGCUGUGGCUCAGAUGGAAAAGGUGGACUUUGCUAUCAUGUUGUCUGAUUCAGUCAAUCUUUAUUUGUGUAGCACCAAUUCAUAACCAAAGCUAUCUCAAGACUCUUUACAACGAGAGCAGGUUUAGACUUGACUCUCAGCUUUAUUGUAACGACUGAACGUUAAUUACCAUGAGCUCAGCGCUAAACAUUUAACAAAGUUACACUGGAAAAGAAGAACUUCAAGCAGAUCCAGACUGAUUUUGAAAAGCUGAAACCAUGAGGGGUUGAAAGGGUUAAAGGGGGAAACAGAAAGAGGAGGGAGGUGGAGAAAAGAGAGAGAGAGAGGUGAAGGAAAACAGAAAAUAUGCAGAGCAACAACAAAGAAUAUGAUAUGUUAAAGUAUAAAUAAACCCCCAGCUCAGAGCUAACUCCGCCCACUUCACUUUUGAAAAAUGACCAGAAAAUGGGCAGUUUGGUACUGAGAGGAGGGAGGGGAAAAAGACGGGGUUUUCUAGAUGAGGCAGGAGUGACAGUGAAGUUCCCUUGCCAGAAAGUGACACAGAGUCCUGCAGCACUGCUGCCUCAGAGUGAUCUUUUGAGGUGGAGGAUUUUUCCCCUCCAGAGUCCCUGAAGCAGGCUGUAGCGUGGUGGUGGACCAUGGUGGUCCUGAGCACUACCUGUUUGGGCCAGCUUUGCCUCCAGCACCAGGGUAACUAAAGCUGGAGCCGAGGCAGUGCAGGUGCAGGAGAGGAUUGGAGCGGUCAUUAAAGGGUAAAGUUGGUUAGAGGUGGUAAUGUUCUACCUUUUAUGUAAAGUUAGGUUUCUUCGUCACAUAAGCCACAACUUUUCAGAAAAGAUAUUUCAAAGCAGAUGUCAGUUUGAGCUAAUUAAAAACCAUGAAAUGCAGAUUUUUGUUAUCAGUUUGUUGUAAAUGUCAGAAAUAACACCAGCAUUGAUGUGUUUUAUCAUAGUUCAGUCAGAUUCUUCAGUGUACAGCUGAAAAAAAUGUUAAAGUGUUCACUACCUCUUUAAUGGCUGCCCUGGCCAGCUUCCAUUUUUAAGGUUAUAGCCAUAAGGGCAGUAAGGAUAGUACUAAUAAGUGAAAAAAUUGCAGUAAUAAUUACGAUAGAAGACUAAAUACUUUGAUAUUAGCAUUGGCAGCUAAGUUCCACAUUAUAAUAAAAUGUUGAAGACUGAUAUUGGUAGUUGUAGCAGUUAAAGUAGAGCUAAUCUCAGAGCCAAUGUAGCUCUCUAUUAUAAAAGAUGUUGAUGCUGGUAGAUGAAGCAGUCGUAGACGGGCUGGUCCACAGCAGUAGACUGUUGAUGUCCAGUCUAUUAACUGGUUGUGCUACCCUUGGUGGAAACACCUGCAAGCAGGUGUUUGUGAUAACUAGAAGUGGGUGUUUCUGUGGAGGAAUUUUUGCCCACUCUUCUUGCAGAAUUGAUUUGAUUAAUCCACAUUUGAGGGUUUCCAGUUUGAGUGGUCUGUUAAAGCUCCCGCCACAGCAUUUCAAAUAGAUUUAAGUUGUCUCGGCCAGUGGUUCUCAACUAGUUGGGUCACUGGACCCACCAUCAACUCCUCGAAGAGAAAUGCGUCACAUAUUUAGGAGAUUUUUUUGGUCAGUCAGAUGUAUUAUAUAAAUGAUAAUAAAGAAAAUAAUAGAGCUUGGGCCUAAGACGGUACAAAAGUAUAACAAAACAAUAAAACAGGACAAAACAUGCAUGAUUCAUAGCAUCUCAUAGACAAUAUGAUGCAAUGUUUUUCCCAGGCACACAUCCAUGACCCACUGAAAAGGGCUUCUUGACCCACUUUAGGGCCCAUCAGUUGAGAACCACUGGUCUAGGCCACACCAAAACCUUAUUUUGUUUUUUUUUUAAACCAUUCAGAGGUGGACUAGCAGGUGUGUUUCAGCCAUUGUCCUGCUGCAUAACCCACAUACACUUUAACCUGAGGUCACUAACCGAUGGAUAUCCUUCUUCAGGAUUUUCUGGUAGCGAGCAGAAUUCAUGGUUCCAUCAGUGACAGUAGGUAGUCCUGAUUCUGGAGCAGCAAAGCAGCCCCAGACCAUCACUCUAGCACCACCAUGUUUGACUGUUGAGAUGUAAAAUCUCAACUUUUGGUCCACAACAUUUUUUCCCAAAGGUCUUGGGGAUCAUCAAGAUGUUUUUUAGUCAGAUGUGAGAUGAGUCUUUGUAUCCCUCUUUGUCAGCUGGUUUACACAUUGGAACACUACCAUGGAUACUAUUUUUCAAAGUUUUCCAGUAUUCUUCUUAGUCAAGAGUGAAGUAAGGGACACAAAAUCUGUCACAAACAUUUUAAAACAAUUAUUCUGUUAGUUAUUUGAUUUAGAAAAGUGGGUUUUUAUAUAGUUCUACAAAUAUUUUUUGUUUUUUUAUUUUUGUUUAUUAAAAAUGGAAAGGAAAAAAAACAACAAAAUUAUUUAUCAGAACUCAGGAAAGUGUUUGUCUGAUUAACUGAUUAUUAGAUUAGUAUUAGUAUUAAUGGUUAGUUGCAGCCCCACUCUUCUUCAGGAUACCGUCUGUUUUCACCUGGUGGAGUUUAUGACCUCCGCGAUCUCUUAGCACAUUGGGAUAGUUGUGACUUACGCACCUCUGCUGGUCACUUGUCUUUAUCUGAUGAGUCUUCUUAAUCGAAGCUCUCCAUGAGGUUUAUUCCUGUAACAGUUUACCUCUACUUCAUUUAAAUGCCAUCAUUUAAGUAGCUAAACAGUCAUUGGCAGUAUUAUUAUUAUUAUUAUUAUUAUUAUUAUUAUUAUUAUUAUUAUUAUUACUUUUAUUUGUCAGGGACCAUGUACAGAAAAAACAAACUCAUCAGAGUAGAGAUGCUCUGCACCAGAUUAUAGCUGUCUAGCUAAUUUCCAUCUGUAGUCCCUGUGGCAGGCAAAAGAGAAAAUAAGGUAUAGAUAUGAAGUCCAUUUACAGUACAGAAAGUGUAUAAAAGCAUAGAAAAAUACAUUUUUUUCAUAGAAAGUGCAUAUAUUCAAUUUUAGUGCAAAGACAAAGAUUUAAAACAAAGGCAUACACUCACUCACACUCAAAGGCAUAGAAAUAUAAUUAUUAAAAGAAUUUAUGUUAAAAGACUGGUCAAUGCUGACAGGCUUGAUUUCUAAUAUGAGGUAUGAGGAGACCUUUCCAUAGUGUCAGGUCAUGGUGCAAUAAACAAAAAUAGCAGCUGCAUUGUGGUGAUCAUAAUAAAUAUUUCUGUUUUUAUAACGGUAGAUUGGUAAAACUGGUACAUACAAUACAAACAGCUUUUUACACAAAUAUGGUGUCUUAACUCUGAAUCUAGGUCUGUAUAAUGUCAUAUACACUGGAGAUCAAAAUUAGAGAACAAUCCACAAUUUCCUACAUUUCAAGUUCUCUGAAUUGCCCUGUUUUAAAAUGAUCCAGACACAAGAAAAAGAGCAGAAUUUUAAGCAUAUUGCAUGUGUUACAUAUAAUGUGAAGCACAGUAUAAAAAACUUAAAUGAAAUAUUUAAAAAGAACACUGAUCAAAAUUAGAGAACACUUUCAGAUACCUCCCAGUAAUCGGUGAUAGCCUGGCACCUGGUGCUAAUUUCCUUACUUAUCUGACAAACCCUAUUUAACUUGCAGUCUAACUUCCAGUUUUCACUGACUUCACAAGACAGUGAGCCAUUCUAAAGUGACCGAAACCCUCCGGCAGCAGGUUGUCCAGAUGAAGGCCAAAGGGAUGACCCUGUCAACCAUAGCAAGAGAAGUUGGCUGUUCUAAAUCUGUGAUUUCAAGAAUAUUACAUCUGUAGAAAGUCACAAACUCAUUCAAGUCCACCAAGAAGGCCGGUCGUCCACAAAAGACAACUAAAAGAGAGGACAAUUAAUAUGGAGAACCUCAAUGGACAAUUGGUUUAACACUGCGGCUGGAAUUGCUCACCAGUUCAUCACUGAACAGGGACUCUGUCUCAUCAUACAGUGUCUUGACGUUUAAGAACAUUUGGACUGAAAGCCCACUCAGCAGUGACCAAACCUCUCAUUAGCAGAAAGUAUCAAACAGCUAGACUAACCAUUGCUGAGGGACAUGUUGUGUGGACAGAAGAAAACUGGUCCAAAGUUUACUUCAGUGAUGAAAGCAAGUUUCAUUUAUUUGGAUCCAAUGGAAAACAUUCUGUAAAUCAUCAAACUGGGGAAAGACUGAACCCAAAGUGAAUAAAGAAGUCAAUGAAAAGUUGAGGAGGAAGUGUCAUGGUUUGGGGAUGUUUUCUGCAGCGGGAGUUGGGCCUCUUGUACAGCUACAUGGCUGAGUGAAUGCAAAUGAAAACACUGAAAUAUUGAAAUAGCCAGCCCAGAGUCCUAAUCUAAACGGAAGAGAAAACCUCUGAAAAAUCCUUGGCGACAAAGUUAUGGCCAAUAAACCCACUACAGUCACUGAACUGUGGAAGAGACUGGAAGAAGAGUGGACCAAAAUCACACCAAAAAAGUAUGAGAGACUGGUGACGUCCUGUGGCUGUAGAUGUGCUCAAGUCAUUCAAAGCAAAGGCCUGUACACUUCCUACUAAUUUUUGACUGCCAUAACCUUCAGAAAAUUUUGCUAUAAUCUUUCUUUGAGCUACAGGCAUUGCUGUUCUUUAAUUUUGAUCACUGUGUUUUCCACAAAAUAAUUAUUGUUUGUUGAAGUUCCUUUCUCUGUUUUAAAAUACUGUUCCAGUAGCAUGGUAUUGCUACAACAAAAAAUCCUUCAAAUGUUGAGCAAUGAAUAUUACAUUAUUUUGGAAUAAAUCAAGUGUUCAUAAAUUGUUCUCUAAUUUUGAUCUCCAGUGUAUAGAGGUCUGAACUAUGCAUGGAUAUUUCAGUCACAUAAAAUAGGGUUCACAUAUUUUUUACAUUUUCUUUAUGUAAAGAUAUGUGCUGUAAAUGUAAUAUUAUACCUUAUUUUAAAUCAGUGAUGUUCCACAGCUAUUAUGUGUUUUUGCUAUUUGAUGAUCUUGAACAUUGAUGCUUCUGUUCUUAAACUUCCAUGUAGAUAAAUCUUCUGAAAUGUUUGUGAAUAAUCUUGAAAUAAAGAAGAACUUCAU